Mesocestoides corti is the source of this 1269-nucleotide messenger RNA. The record is from the annotation of a GenBank genome assembly. NCBI's taxonomy places the organism in Eukaryota, Metazoa, Platyhelminthes, Cestoda, Cyclophyllidea, Mesocestoididae.
AUGUACAUUCCUUGGCUCAACAAUAUCACGUACCAAAUAACUUCGGCGAUAAACUGCGCCGACGCCAGAGCCGCCUUGAGAAUUCGGCUGUCCUUGGCGCGCUACUUGAACCUCUCGUGGAUACUGAUGAUGCGGACGAUCAGCGACCGCAUCUCGAAUCGCUUCAAGCAGUACCGCGGGAGUUCGCCUCGUCAGCAACGACAACGUCUUCGGCACGACAGAAAUGACACUGUCCGUUGUACUGAGUUACUGCCAGAACAAACAACACGACACGAUCAGCGGAAGCAAAAGUUUUCCCCUCUUCUGACGAAACCAAUCUCUUCGCUACCACAAAAGUCAUCGUCAAGAGGAUCUGGAAUUUUCAAUUUCAACAUCGUUGACAGCAUCUUUGAUGCGCCAGAUGAGUAUGGGAUGCGCGAAACACUAAGGAGUUUCAACGGAGAUAAAAAGGUCCAAGCGACCUUUGGAAAGAUCAUCACUGAGGAGGAAAUACGCGCGUUCGAGUCGAUUGCACGAAAUUACUUCAGCAAAAAGAGACAACGCUACCUCCCUGAAUACUGGGUUCCCAUUCAGUGGGCUGUGCGUCUAGUCCAGAAAGCAGCAAUUCACGGAAACAUUCCUGACUCCAAGAUCAUGAUAGGCGUGUUCCAGGAAAUUGGCGGCUUUCGGAAGCAACUACAGAAACUGAAAACAUUUUGUAGCUUAACCAUGCCGUUGGUCUACACACAGGUGGCCGUGAUCGCAGUGUACAGCUACUUCCUCUGCCAAAUCCUCGCGACUCAACACAUAGAACGCGCUGUCAACGGAACCUCAACAAACACCGGUCUCCCUGUUCCUAUUUUCAGCAUAUUUUACUUCAUCUUCGUGGUUGGCUGGCUCAAGGUUGCGUUGUGUGUAAUGAACCCCUUCGGCGAAGACUACGAGGACUUCGAGACCUCAGACAUGUUCGACUACAACUUGGACGUCAGUUAUCGCGCCGUCCUCAUGGACGAGGCAACAUAUCCGGAGGAGCUUAAACGCGCGACGUUCCAAACACGCACAAUGGAGGGCGCAGAAAACGAUAAUCUGAAAAUCUUCCUUGACAAGGUGUCGCGCGACAUGGACGAUGUGGAAUUCGACGAAGACGCCAACGACAUUCAUAACUUGGAGUUUCGUCCUGGAAUUUGCUCGCAAAUUAGGGAAAAGUUUUGCAAGAAGCGCGAAAAGGCCGAUCGAUUUGGAGGCGAAGAGAAGCUCCAACCAUCAAUUCCGAAUCCACUAACAUACUGA